CCGCGCCCAGGCCGCCCCCUGCCGGGCCCCUGGCGCGCCGCAGCCGUGGAGCCGGGCGCCGGCCCCUCUUCCCGCCGGGGGCGGAGUCGCUACCGCGCCAGGUCCCCGUCCCCGCCUCCCCGACCCCCGCGCCCCUCCUCCGGGCGAGUUGCGGGGCGGGGCGGGGCGGGCCGCCCUGGGAAGCUGCGGGCCGCCGGGCUGGCGAGGGCUGCGAGUGCGGGGCGCGGGCUCCGGGUCCGGCGGCCGCUGAUGGGAGGCGGAGCCCGGACGGGCGAGCGGCGGCGCGGCGGCCACCAUGGGGAACAAGCAGACCAUCUUCACCGAAGAGCAGCUGGACAACUACCAGGACUGCACUUUCUUCAAUAAGAAGGACAUCCUCAAGCUGCAUUCGCGAUUCUACGAGCUGGCCCCCAACCUCGUCCCAAUGGACUACAGGAAGAGCCCCAUCGUCCAUGUGCCCAUGAGCCUCAUCAUCCAGAUGCCAGAGCUGCGGGAGAAUCCCUUCAAAGAAAGGAUUGUGGAGACGUUUUCCGAGGAUGGUGAGGGAAACCUGACCUUCAACGACUUUGUGGACAUGUUUUCCGUGCUCUGCGAGUCGGCUCCCCGAGAGCUGAAGGCAAACUAUGCCUUCAAGAUCUACGACUUCAACACUGACAACUUCAUCUGCAAGGAGGACCUGGAGCUGACGCUGGCCCGGCUCACAAAGUCAGAGCUGGAUGAAGACGAGGUGGUGCUUGUGUGCGACAAGGUCAUUGAGGAGGCCGACCUGGACGGCGACGGCAAGCUGGGCUUUGCUGACUUCGAGGACAUGAUCGCUAAGGCCCCUGACUUCCUCAGCACUUUCCACAUCCGGAUCUGAGGACACGGCAGAGGUGGCAGGGGCCUGGAGUCCACCAUCCUUCCCUGCGGUCACAUGGGCGUGGCCUCCAUGCUCCCCAGGAAAGCAGGGGCAGCCUCUGGGGUUUACACCACGAAUAUUUCCUGUGGCCCUUUCAGCAAAAAAACUAACCAGGAAGGGGGCGUGUGAGGGUUAGGACCCUUCCCACAGCCCCCCUGUGGUCCAGCCCCAGGACCCAUGGCCCCUCUCCAGGCCCUUCACACCCCCAGCCCUCUUCCCAUCCAGAAAUGCUCCCCAUCUCCCAGAGGGAAAGGCAGAUCAACCAACAGGACGUGGUGGGGUCUGUCAUGUCCCAGUGCUGGCAGACACCCUGGUCACCCAGGACAGAGGGGAACAAAAAAAAGAAGUCAGGGUUUUAACGAGCUAUGCAAUUUUUUCCAAAACCCAAGGCUGGGCUGCCCCCCACCCCUGCCUGUUCCCCUUCUCCCAGCCUCCUUCACAAUGUGAAGUGUGGGAGCAGUGGGCCCAAGGGCUUUGCCCCUGGCUCUGCCUCUGGGUCAUGAGGACCACCCUGCCUGCCCUCCCCAACACCAUGGGAUCCUCACUGGUAUGUGCUGUCCACAGAUUUGUGAACUCCUGGUAAUAAAACACUUUUGCAUCCC
Cebus imitator (Panamanian white-faced capuchin) is the source of this 1500-nucleotide messenger RNA. It is a transcript of the gene CIB2, whose product is annotated as calcium and integrin binding family member 2. The transcript has 6 exons. NCBI's taxonomy places the organism in Eukaryota, Metazoa, Chordata, Mammalia, Primates, Cebidae. Gene Ontology annotation, molecular function: calcium ion binding. Bases 296 to 859 code for a protein of 187 amino acids. The record is from RefSeq and is a predicted model, not a curated record.